This is a messenger RNA of Mytilus trossulus (common blue mussel), 3661 nucleotides long. RefSeq names its product sugar phosphate exchanger 3-like. Gene Ontology annotation, biological process: transmembrane transport. NCBI's taxonomy places the organism in Eukaryota, Metazoa, Mollusca, Bivalvia, Mytilida, Mytilidae. Gene Ontology annotation, molecular function: transmembrane transporter activity. The record is from RefSeq and is a predicted model, not a curated record. The transcript is spliced from 16 exons. Gene Ontology annotation, cellular component: endoplasmic reticulum membrane. The coding region runs from base 174 to 1727 and encodes 517 amino acids.
GCUCUUAAAAGUCUUGAAACGGGAUCUAAGUUGACAUUGACUAUAUUUUGUCCCAUGAUCUCAGAGAUGUGUCAACUAUAACAUUUACUGUUUAUCGUUUUAAAAAGCUUAAUUUGAUGAUGAUGUUUUGAACAUUAAUUAAUGAAAUGAUUGAAAAUUAAGAAAAACUCAAGAUGAAGAGUGAAACCUCUCAAUUUACAACACACCAUGUGGUUGUUUUUUUGUUGACAUUUUUUAGUUAUGCCUUUUUCCAUGCAACAAGAAAGACCUUCAGCAAUGUCAAAACUACAAUUUCAGAAGAGUGGACACCGUCAUUCCAUAAUUCUACUGUUAACAAGACUCAACCAGACAAGAUAUGGAAUUCUCACGCAAUGUUUGACAAUCCAAAAGAUGCUGAACCAUUUCUUGGAAUGUUAGAUGGGGCUUUUCUUAUAUCUUAUGCUGUGGGACUCUAUAUCAGUGGGAUUAUUGGUGACAGAUUGAAUAUGAGAUUAGUUCUGUCUUUUGGGAUGGUGUCAUCAGGAUUGAGUGUAUUUAUAUUUGGGACUCUGUUUGAGUGGAUUGGUUACUACAAUAAAUAUGUAUAUGUAGUAGUGUGGAUAUUAAAUGGACUCCUCCAGUCAACAGGGUGGCCUACUGUUGUAGCUGUAAUGGGCAACUGGUUUGGUAGAUCAAGUCGAGGUUUUGUGCUAGGGUUAUGGAGUGCCUGUGCAUCUGUUGGUAAUAUCAUAGGAGCACUUCUAGCGUCAGCAGUACUAGAUUAUGGAUAUGAUUAUGCUUUCUUAUUAUCAUCAACAGUACUAAUGGCAGGAGGAGUAGCCAUAUUCUUUGGUUUGGUCAGUACCCCUAAAGAACUAGGUUUACCUGUUCCUGAUGAGAUGAUUACAAACCAAGAAGUGACCAUUGAUGCUAACUCUGUCAAUACUUCAGAAAAUAUAGAAUCUAUAGAAAGUGACAGUGAUGAUACUGAAAGUGGUCGUCUGCUCAGCAGAUCCUCAAGUCGAGAGACAGAAGUUGUUACAAGACCUAAAGCUCUGGGUUUUAUUCAAGCUUUAUUAUUACCUGGAGUUAUAUUGUAUGCCUUAUCAUAUGCCUGUCUGAAAUUUGUGAAUUAUUCCUUCUUCUUUUGGCUGCCAUUUUAUUUACAUGGAGCCUUUGGUUGGAAGGAGACAGUAGCAGAUGACAUAUCUAUAUGGUAUGAUGUUGGUGGAAUUAUAGGUGGCACAAUAGCAGGUUUUAUAUCUGAUAGAUUUAGAAAAAGAUCCCUAAUAGUAAUACCAAUGUUAGUUCUAGCAAUACCAGCAUUAUUUAUCUAUAGUCAUUCACCAAAUAACAAAACAAUAAAUGGUGUAUUAAUGGCAGUAGCAGGGUUCUUUGUUGGAGGAGUAGCUAAUCUCAUUAGUGCAGCUAUUUCUGCAGAUUUAGGUCGCCAAGGCCCUGUACAAGGUAAUACUGAAGCCUUAGCAACAGUUACUGGUAUUGUUGAUGGAACAGGCAGUGCUGGUGCAGCCAUUGGCCAGGUACUGGUACCUAUUAUUCAGCAGAAGUUUGGUUGGAAGUCAGUUUUUGUUGUAUUUAUGAUAAUGAUUGCGUUGACAAUAGUUUGUAUAUUGCCUAUGUUCAUCAACGAAUGUAAAGGUGCCAUAGCUAAUUAUUCCUUCUCAUGGUACAGUGGUUUAACCAAGAAAAGAACAGUCCUUGUGGAAGAUGAGUUUGAUGAAACUUAACAUAGCUUGAAAAUUAAGGGGGUUGACCAUUGGUUAAAACAACUCUUAUAAAUCACAGGAAAAUGUGUGUCAACUGUUUCAUAAAUACAUUCCAAGCUUCUAAAUAAAACAGAAUUUUAUAUUCUAUUUUACUUGGAUGAUGUAAUUGAUUUUUCCACAUUCAAAAAGAGAUUCUCCCGUAACCUUGUUAUGUCCCAUUAAGUAAUCUGUCGUUUCAAAUAAUACUGGGUGCUAGUCAUUUUAUUCUUACUGUUGAUAUUAUAUACAUAAAUGUUCCUUUGAAUGUCAAUGUGUAUUGUUGUUUGACACUGCAUAAUAUUUGUAUUUUGUGACAACAUGUCAGUAUGUACUGUGAUAUUGAUAAGAUUUGAUGUAGAGUAGAUAUUCAUUUCUGAUUCUUUAUAUUGUAAGGUUGCUAUAUUAUUUAUAUUUCUCUUCAUCUUACAAUUUUAGCACUUUUCAUAUUCCUGUUGCUCAUCAGCUAUCAUCACCACAAGAGUGUUUAAAAAAUGAUAUUUAUGAUGUGUGCAUGAAAUGCAUCUGAAAGUAGUGAAAAGUUUUUGUUUAAGUGAAUGGAUCACCAAACAGUAUUUUUAUAUAAAAAUAAUUUGUAAAGGCUGAUAGAAUUAGGAUUCAAAGUGAUUAAAAUAACAGUCCUAUAAUUUAUUUGUUGUUGUAAAACAUUGUUUAUAAAUGAUGAUUGUUAACAUCUAAAGCUAGAAACUGAAUGGUUAUGGUCUUGCCUGCAAUGAAGGUUCGUCUGGUCUAUCAUUUUAAUGGAUCACAAGUCAAUGUUAAGUUUUCAUUGUUAUGCUAUGUCAACUAUAUUUACUGAAUAAAGAUUUCAUGGUGAUCAUGUCUGUCUGGCAUGGUUCAUUUAAGAUUUACCUCAUUAAAAUAACUCAUUGGUCAACAUUAAAUUUCAGUAGUUAGGUAUUACAUGUAUAAGCAAUAGGUUAACAAUAUUUGGUUUAUAGUGUGAUUGUAAGGUGUGCAUGUCUGUCUGGCUGUGUUCCCUUGGCUUUGAUUUCACAUACAUUGUAUAUGGAUCAAUAAUGUUAAAUGUAUGUGAUACUUCUAGUAAUCCUUUUAUUUUGUUAUUGGAUUUCAACAUAAGUUAAUUUUGUUGAUAAGUAUCACAGGUGCUAUAAUUCAGUACUCUUGUUCUUUUAAUUCAGUGUUUCCUUUUUGAAAAAAAACUAUUUUGUCAUAAUUAUUAACAAUAAGAGCUCCCAUCUUCAAAAGGGUGGCAACAGAUGUGAAAAUACGUCAUUUUGAAGUUGUAUUUGUACUUUGACCUGGUCUUCCAAGUGUAGGAUAGUAUAAUAGUAUUUUUACACAAGUAAGAUAAAGUUAGCUUAGAUGAUGAAAACAUUUUUCUUUGUUGUAUUACUAUGAUACUGCCAAUUAUACAUUGUACAUAUAUGAACAGGGAUCACUACAGAGGAAAUUUUCAAGGGGUGGUGCUAAUAUCUUAAUUGUUGUACAUAUUUUAUACUUGUAAUUUUGUAUAAAUAAAAUUAUAGUGACUCAAAAUUAAAUUGAUUAAGAAUAAACACAAUUUUUAAUUUUUCUUGCAUAUACAUGUACCAGUAAUCAAAUAAUUUAUAAUGGUGCUGAGAAAAUCAAGAUUUAUGCUGAAAAUUCAUAGGUGUAGCCAAAAAAUAAGGGGAUGAGAUUCAUAAUGAGACACACCAUCCUCAGUUAGCCUGUGGUGAUCCCGGAUUAAUGAUGAUAUAUAUAUUUGGUUGUAUAUGUUUACCAAUUUGUAUUUUAUAUCAAUCAAUUUGUCAUGGAAGUGAUAGUAUUUUUCUGGUUUUGUAACUGAAGUUACUUUAUAUAAAUGUGCAUACAUUUUUUUUGAAAAGAUACUUUGUUAUGAUUGUUUAUAUUAUAUUUUUAUUACUUUAAGGGAAAUAAACAUGUAACUUUAA